AGUGUUACAUUUUACGUCGAGUUUGACUGACCUUAAAUAAUCUGACGAAAAAAUAAUAAACUCAUAAUUUUAAUUCUUUCUUUAUUAUUUGCUGUGUCAAAAAGAAGUUCAUUAAGAAUACUCAGUGCAUAAUAAAUUUGCUUAUUUUAAUCUUAAUCUGGCAAAGAAUAAAAGGAGAAUUAAAGAACGGCAAUAGAUAAUUAUAAUUAAAAAGUGGAAUUAACAUCCGAAAAAAAAUUGAUCAUUAAAAUUCCAAAUAAUUUGUGUGACAUAAAAGAAGUGAAAGGCUGCACUGAGUUAAUUCUAUAAUCCAUUAGCGAGAAAAGUUUGAUAGAAGGUUAAAAAAGAAAUUCCAGAUAAAAUGAGCGGUGUUGAUGAAAUUUUGAGCUACAAGAAAAAUCCGGAUGAGGAUUUCUAUGCUUUAUUAAACUGCGACGAAAGCUCAUCGGUCGAUCAAAUUAAUGCAGAGUAUAAGGUAUUGGCCAUGAAAUAUCAUCCUGAUAAGAAUGCCGGUGAUAAAGAUGCUGAAAGAUUUUUUCAACAACUUCAAGAGGCAAAAGAAAUUCUUUGCAAUCCUGAAAAGCGACAGAUGUAUGACAAAUGGAGAAAUUCGGGCCUACAAAUCAGCUAUAAAAAUUGGAUUGGAAUGAAAGAGCAUGUUCAACAAUCAAUGCAUUGGGCAAAUCCAAAGACCAAAGAUCGAAUGUUACCCGAGACUGGAGGCUCAAGCUUACAACCACAAGGGGCAAACCCAGCAAUGAGACGAGCGAGUGAGGGCGGUGCUGCUUUAUAUUAUGGCUCUAGAAAGGAAUGGGGAGCUGAGAAUCCAAGCGAGGUUGUUAACAAAUUUAGAAAUUAUGAGAUUUAAAUUCCUUCAAGAUGUCAUAUGCAAGGAGGAGUAUGAGGAUAGACGGAGAAAGGUUUUGUAUGAAAAGGAAUUCUUAUUUACAUUUUUUUGUUGGAAUUUUUUUACUUUCAUUUUUGGAUUAAAAAG
This is a messenger RNA of Chironomus riparius, 994 nucleotides long. The record is from the annotation of a GenBank genome assembly. Lineage: Eukaryota; Metazoa; Arthropoda; Insecta; Diptera; Chironomidae.